GCUGUUUCAGCUAAAACUGUCCUCUGUGACAUUUGAGAGGUCGAACGUGACCUGAAGGUUUUGUGAAGCAGAAAUAUUGAAACGCCGCGACUGUGAAUGUUGGCGUAGCUCUGCUCCUCUAACUGCUCGUUACAGGAAAAAGAUAGAAAAAAGACAAUUGUAAUUUUAGGAGGAACUUCACUUCAUCGCGGUGUUUCCUGUCUCCUCCUCCACUGCGUUGUCGGUUAACCAGGGCUCUGCCCUUUCACCUUCUUACUCUGACUCCUCCGACCUCUGGUGAUAUCGGAUGAGAGCAUCACUUACUCUGCAGUUGGAGCGUCUGCGUUGGAGGGCAGACAGGCGGCAUGACAGAGGAGAAAUGUCCCCAGCUGGUGGACUACUUUGUGGUGGCAGGUCUGGACCCUGCGGGCCCCUGGAGGCCUCUGGAUGAGGAGGGUAAGACCUGCUGCUCCACCUCCUCCUCGUCCCCCUCCUCCUCCUCGACCUUGGCGGGCCGGGGGGCGGUGGAUCCGGUCACGGACCUGGCGGUGAUCGCCAAGGGGCUCGGGGAGGAAGUGCCGGAGGGCUUCACCUGCAUCGAGAGGACUCUGGGCGGACACUCGGCCGAGCUGAGCGCCGGCCUCAUCAACAACCCUCACCUGUUCCUGUGCUACCGCAGAGGACGGGACAAGCCGCCCGUCCUGGACCUGGGGGUUCUGUACGAGGGGAAGGAGCAGCCGAAGCAGAGCUGGUACGUCAUCGAGACGACGCCCUACAGCCGCUCCGCCAGCCUGUGCGCUGGCAGCGCCCCCACAACUCACCGGGUCUUCCUGACGUACCGCCGGGCUCUGGACUCCCAGGGGCUCCACACGCUGGGCGUCACCGACAUCGCCCUGCUGCUGCCUGGCAAGGGGGAGGUGGCGCCGCACACAUUCUGCCGUGUCGACAAGAACCUCAAUACGGGCAUGUGGGGUCCAGCCCUGUACGUGUGCUACAAGCGAGCUGUGGCCAAAGCCAAUGCCUUGGUGUACGAGGCCAGUCUGAUCAGCCGCUACCCGGAGGACGACCUGGAGGCGUUUCCUCUGCCUGAGUCGGUGCCCGUCUUCUGCCUGCCGAUGGGCGUCACCGUGGAGAGCUGGCCCCUGAACACCAAGUACCAGCUACCUGUCUUCUCCACCUUCGUUCUCACGUCGGCCUGUGGCGACAAGGUUUACGGAGCGGCCAUCCAGUUCUACGAGUCGUUCCCCCGGGAGCUGCUGUCGGAGCGGCAGAGCGUGCGGCUCGGCCUCCUCAGCGUGGUCGACCGCCGGCCCAUCACCAGUCGCAGCCUGCAGGCGAAGAAGAGCAUCUGCGUCCUGUCCCACUGGCCCUUCUUCACCGUCUUCCAGAAGUUCCUCACCUUCAUCUACAGAUACUCCAUCUCCGGACCUCACGUCCUGCCGCUGGAGAAACACAUCUCCAGCUUCAUGCACAACGUCCCGUUUCCUUCCCCCCAGCGGCCGCGCAUCCUUGUCCAGCUCUCUCCAUACGACAACUUGCUGCUCUGUCAGCCGGUCUCGUCUCCGCUUCCCCUCAGCGGCGCGAGCUUCCUGAAGCUGCUGCAGAACCUUGGUCCAGAAAACGCCUGCACGCUGCUGCUCGCCGUCCUCACCGAACACAAGCUGCUGCUCCAUUCACUCCGGCCCGACGUCCUCACCUCGGUCAGCGAGGCGCUCGUCUCGAUGAGUUUCCCGCUGCGCUGGCUCUGUCCCUACAUCCCGCUGUGUCCGCUGCAGAUGGCGGACGUGCUGCUGGCGCCUAUGCCCUUUGUUGUCGGCGUCCACUCCAGCUACUUCGACCUGUACGACCCCCCCACCGACGUGGUGUGUGUUGACCUGGACACCAACACCAUCUUCCAGUCAGAUGAUAAGAAGCCGCUGUCAUGGCGAUCGUUGCCCAGGAGACACGGCAAGACGCUGUUCAACACCCUGACCAACCUCCACAAGACCCUGGAGAAGAUUUGCACUCCUGGCCAGGAGGAGGCUACGCUGGAGUUCCUGCUGACCGAUUACGAUCAGAUCUACCGGCGUCAGAAGCAGCUGGAGCUGGAGAUCCAGGAAGUGUUUCUGCGCUUCAUGAGCUGCCUGCUGCGAGGAUACCGCUCCUUCCUGCUGCCCAUCACUCAGGCUCCGUCCGACACCACCACCGACUGCAGUUCCCUGUUCAACCUGCAGGGCUUCCUGAAGUCCCGGGAUCGGACGCAGCAGAAGUUUUACCUCCAGCUGACGAGGACCCAGAUGUUCACUCAGUUCAUCGAGGAGUGCUCCUUCGUCAGCGACCGCCACGCCUGCCUGGAGUUCUUCGACGAGUGCGUCCAGAAGGUGGACGUGGAGAAGCCAGAGGACGUGAAGCUGAUCGACCUGGACGAGACUCACGGCGGAGAGCACACGGUCUUCAUCAUGCCUCCCGAAGAGCCGCAGGAGCCGGACGGGUCCGAGUGUCCUGCCCCCUACAGUUACGAAACCUUCCCCACCUUGAGGCCGGAGCUGUUCGACCAGCCGCAGGACCAGCUCCGGGUCCCGGCCAAAGGCAGCGCCCCCAGCAGCCCCGCCCCUCGCCGCACAAAACAGGAGAUCAAGCUGGCCCAGAAGCGAGCGCAGAAGUACGCCGCCGUCCCGGACAUGUGGUCCAAGUGUCUGCUGGGUCACUGCUAUGGCCUCUGGUUCAUCUACCUGCCCACCUUCGUGCGGGCGGAGAGCGCCAAGGUCCGCGCCCUACACGCGGCCUACGACGUCCUCAAACACAUGGAGAACCGCAAGGUGGUGCUGCCCGACGAGGUGUGUUACCGGAUCCUGAUGCAGUUGUGCGGUCAGUACGGCCAGCCCGUGCUCGCUGUUCGAGUCCUGCUGGAGAUGAAAAAGGCGGGAAUCACACCGAACACCAUCACCUACGGAUACUACAACAAGGCGGUGCUGGAGAGCAAGUGGCCCUCGACCAAUCAGGGCGGGCGUCUCCGCUGGGCCAAGCUGAGGAACGUCCUGCUGGCCGUCGCCCAGUUCCGACAGCCAAUCAGACGGCGUCAGAAGAGCGGCUCGGUGGGGUCACGGGGAGAAGCGAUGAUGGACGCUGACCAGAGGCUCCGCCCCCACUCCUCUCUGAUUCGUCAGUCCAGUUGGAGCGGCCUGUCCGAGAGCUCCAGUCACGAGUCUCUGACGGGUCCGUUGGUGAAAAGCAACAGUCUGAACAGCAUGAAAACAUCCGUCGACAAGGUCAGACUCUGUAAGAAGGCCGCACCACGGAACACCGCGACCGACGGCGACGCAGUCUCCUGUAAACCUCCACUGGGACUCAGAGACGCUUCCUCUGCAGCCGCUAUGCCUCCAGCGCCGCCCAGCGGUGGUGCUCUGGUGCGGCGGAGUCAGGUGUGCCUCUCCAACUUCUACAGAGAGUGCACGGAGUCGGCCGACUCGGACCCGGACUGCGGCUGCCAGCUGGCGGAGAGAGACGGCAGGCCCGUGGGAGUGCGGGACCCGGCCGUCGAUGAGAACUACAACAACGUCUCUACCCCGAGCCGAGGAGGUCUGGCGGGGAAACUCCAGCAGCUCCUCACCCCGACCAGACACCGAGUGUCGGUGCGGCGAGCCGCCAGUGUGGAUGACCGCCGGCGGGGCCGAGGAGGGGGCGGGGCUGGGGCCGGUGCAGGAGGGGGAGGAGGGAUUGGAGGGGGAGUGUCUGAGCAAAGACAGUCCAGAAAAGCUCAGGUGGCUGAAACUCUCCUGAAGGCCAAGGACAGGCUGGUCAACGCCACCUCAGAGAGUUCGUUGUCUGUAGGAAGUGACUUAGACUUGACGGACAUGCCCAGUCCAGCGUUUCCUCUGCGCAGGUCCUGGGACGCCAAUCAGGAGGUGGCGGGGCUGGAGGUGUUGAUGUCCAGCUGCUCUCUUUGUCGCAGCUGUAACUCGUUGGUCUAUGACGAGGAGAUCAUGGCGGGCUGGACGUCGGACGACUCAAACCUGAAUUCAUCCUGCCCGUUCUGCGGCGCCUCCUUCGUCCCCUUCCUGAACGCUGAGGUCUGUGACCUGGGGCCUGUCAGCAGCGCGGAGCGCGGCAACUGGAACGUGGAGGACGAGGUGGAGAGCGCGGCGAGGCCCCCUGGUGACCACGAGGCCUUCCUGCGGCACCAGUGUAAUGGUCUGAGCGAAGACUCCAGCUCUGAGACCAGCAGCUACUCGGAGAACAGCAGAACGACCAAGGGCUCGUCAGGGGGCGGGGCUCCCCAGGUGACGGUGGCGUACCUGAGCCCUCUGGUCCUGAGGAAGGAGCUGGAGAGUCUGCUGGAGAACGAGGGCGAGGCGGUGCUGGCUCAGCCCCAGUUCCUGGACAGUCACUGCAUCAUCUUCUGGAACCUGGUCUGGUACUUCCAGCGCCUCGGUCUGCCCAGUAACCUGCUGCAGCUGGUCCGAGCCUCGCCACUGGUCGGCCACUUCACACAGUCGGAUAGCUCAGCGGUGAGGGUGAGGCUCCUGUGGGACACCCUGGCCCCCGACACAGACCAGUGGCCCCCCCUCUACGUCCUCUGGAGGAUUCACAGUGGCGUCCCGAUGAGGAGUCACAGUUGGCGGAGGCACAACCACCCGUUCACUCUCGCCUUCCUGGAGGAGGUGCUGCGCUGGGUCGGCAUGAAUGAGGUGCACAAGGCCGUCACGCUCUUCCUGGACACGCUGGCCAAACAGCCGGGGUCGCCGCAGACACAGAGGAGUUUGUACAGAGAGUUCCUCUUCCUCACACUGGCAGCAAUGGGCAAAGACCACGUGGCGGCGUUCGAUAAGAAGUACAAGGCGGCGUACUCUCGACUCAGCGGCACUCUGGGUCGCGACGAGCUCCGGAGAAAGCGAGCUCAACCUCCCAGCCCCAAAGCCGUCGACUGCCGACGCAGCUUCCACCCGCCCCUCGAAUGCUGAUCCACACAGGAACUAAACUUCCCUCGCGCUGACGACUCUGGCUGCAUCCAAUCAUUUGGAAACGGCAAAGCCCCGGGAUCCCCUGCUGCCUUGCGCCUUGCUCGUUUUCGCCACCUCUCUGCUGCCCCACAGUGGAAGUCAGAGGGCCGCGCCCCCUCCUGUCCUCUGUACCUCUGUUUGUGAAUCUAGCCGUUCUCCAUGUAAGAUCCUGAACGUUGAACCAGCAGCAGCCGAAGAAGUGUCAUCUGAAAGUUGUGUUCACAGGAGGUCAGUUGUGUUCACAGGGGUCAGUUGUGUUCACAGGAGGUCAGUUGUGUCCACAGGGGCUCAGUUGUGUCCACAGGGGGUCAGUUGUGUCCACAGGAGUUCAGUUGUGUCC
This is a messenger RNA of Scophthalmus maximus (turbot), 5298 nucleotides long. RefSeq names its product DENN domain-containing protein 4B. NCBI's taxonomy places the organism in Eukaryota, Metazoa, Chordata, Actinopteri, Pleuronectiformes, Scophthalmidae. The coding region runs from base 345 to 4919 and encodes 1524 amino acids. The record is from RefSeq and is a predicted model, not a curated record. Gene Ontology annotation, molecular function: protein binding. Gene Ontology annotation, cellular component: cytoplasmic vesicle. Gene Ontology annotation, biological process: regulation of Rab protein signal transduction. The transcript is spliced from 29 exons.